Messenger RNA from Lactuca sativa (garden lettuce), 1728 nucleotides. RefSeq lists its product as uncharacterized. NCBI's taxonomy places the organism in Eukaryota, Viridiplantae, Streptophyta, Magnoliopsida, Asterales, Asteraceae. The record is from RefSeq and is a predicted model, not a curated record.
AUGAAUGAAAAUGGCCAUCAAUUUGUUCCUCCUUUAAAUAUUUAUGAUCCAAGUAAUUGGGAUAAUAUUGACAAUAUUUUAAGGGAAAUUUUAGUUGAAAAGGGACCAAUUAGAGAAUCAAAUCUUGUGUUUCCUAAAGAUAGUUUAUCUAGACAUUUUUCUUAUGAUGCUUAUACUAGAAAGCUAGGUAAUGGUGAAACAAGUGAUCGAAAAUGGUUAAUUUAUUCUAAACAAGUAGAUAAAAUUUAUUGUUUUUGUUGUAAAUUGUUUAAACCUAUUAAUAAUAAUAAUCAAAUUUCUUUGGCAAAUAAUGGAUUUAAUAAUUGGAAACACCUUUAUGAAAGACUUGAUGAACAUGAAAAUAGUGUUCAACAUAUUUUAUGUGUGCGAUCUUGGAAUGAGCUAAGAGUAAGAUUGGGUAAGAAUGAAACAAUUGAUAAGGACUUACAACAAAUAUAUAAAAAAGAAAAAGAACGUUGGAGACAAGUUUUAAUAAGAAUAAUUGCUGCCGUGAAAUAUUUAUCGAAAUAUAAUUUAGCUUUUCGAGGAUCUAACGAGAAGCUUAAUCAAGAUAAUAACGGUAAUUUUUUAGGAGUAAUUCAAAUGAUGACAGAAUUUGACAGUGUAAUGCAAGAUCAUGUUAAACGGAUAGAAAAUCAUGAAACCCAUAAUCAUUAUUUAGGGCAUAAUAUCCAAAAUGAACUAAUUUCUAUUUUAGCUCACAACGUUAGAAAUUCUAUAAUUAAAAUUAUUAAAGAAGCAAAAUACUUUUCUGCGAUUCUUGAUUGUACCCCCGAUGUAAGUCAUCAAGAACAAAUGAUUCUAGUUAUUCGAUGUGUGAACAUAUCUAGUAACAAAAUAAAAGUUGAAGAAUACUUUUUAGAAUUUUUGAAGGUAGAUGAUACGUCUGGUUUAGGACUAUUUAAUGAAUUAUUAUAUGCAAUUAAAUCAAUCGGUCUUAAUAUUGAUGACAUAACAGGGCAAGGUUAUGAUAAUGGUUCUAACAUGAAAGGGAAACACCAAGGGGGUCAAAAACGAUUACUUGAAAUUAAUCCAAGAGCGUUGUAUAUGCCAUGUGUUUGCCAUAGUCUUAAUCUUACAGUUAGUGAUAUGACCCAUUCAUGUGAAAAAGUUAUUUCUUUUUUUGGAGUUGUGCAACGCAUAUUUGUACUAUUUUCGAGUUCUACUAAAAGAUGGAACAUACUACUUGAAAAUGUUCACAAUUUAACUCUAAAAUGUUUAUCUAAUACACGUUGGGAAAGUAGAAUUAAAAGUGUCAAAGCUUUUAGGUUUCAAGCUCCUCAAAUAAGGCAAGCUUUAAUUGAAUUAGGUAAAUCAUGCAAUGAUGCUAAAUCAAAAAGUGAAGCAGAAAGUUUAGUUGCCAUAGAAAGUUAUGAAUUUUUACUUGGUAUGGUAAUUUGGUAUGAUAUUUUAUUUUCUAUUAAUAUGGUAAGUAAAAAAUUGCAAACUAAAUCUAUGUGUAUUGAUGGCACCAUUAAUCAAUUAAAAAGUAUAAUGUCGUUCUUUGAGAAAUAUAGAAAUGAAGGGUUUUCCCGUAGUUUAGAUAAUGCCAAAUCCAUAGCAAUUGAUAUGGAUGUUGAACCUACAUUUCGAAUAAGAUGUCAAGUUACUAAAAAAAGGCAAUUUGAUGAAAUUGAUAAUGCACAAGAAUUACAGUCGGCCGAAGAAUCGUUUAGAAUUGAAUAUUUAUGGUUGUUGUUGAUAUGA